Xyrauchen texanus (razorback sucker) is the source of this 1127-nucleotide messenger RNA. RefSeq names its product probable serine/threonine-protein kinase fhkB. The coding region runs from base 91 to 864 and encodes 257 amino acids. The record is from RefSeq and is a predicted model, not a curated record. Lineage: Eukaryota; Metazoa; Chordata; Actinopteri; Cypriniformes; Catostomidae. The transcript is spliced from 4 exons.
UCCAGUCCAGUAGGAGGCGAGAAAAUCACCAGAAGUUGUUUUGCAAACCGCCAUUUAUCACGAAGAAAGAACAGUUUGAGCUCUCAAUCGAUGUUCAUCAUGAGAGAGCAGGUGGAUGUGAUCUGCUGUAAAUCAGUAGGAACUGAUCUGUCCAUGCUGGAUAUUGAUGAUUUCAUCACAGAAAUCUCUCAGCUGAAGAAAGAGGUGACGUCACUGAAGACAAAACUGAAGGAGAGAGAACUGUAUUCAUCCUGCACCUGUUUUGAGCGAGUUAAAGUUGAGAUUGAGCUGGAAAAGGUUUCCUGUCAAUCUUCAGUGUGUGUGACUGAUGGGACCUCCACAGAAUGUCAGGAUUCAGUGUGGAGCGGCAGAGAUCAGUCCACACCACAGCAGCUGCUGGACAAACUCUCUGAACAGAGAUCCAGAGACACACAGGACUCACAGCUCACUUUACUCUGUUCUACUGAUGCUCAGGAGAGUGUGUGUGACAGUAAUCAGGGUGAUCAAACCUCCACAGAGUCUCUGACUUCUGUCUGUAACGCUGGAGAACAGCAGAUGCUGCAGACACCAGUGAAGAUUGAAGUGAAGCAGGAGAAGAGAAAAGAAGCUAGCACAACAGAGGAACAACAGAGAGAUGAAGGUGAUGAUGAACAGCAGACGUUGCAGUCAUCAGUGAAGAUGUGUUCAGUGAAGCUGCUGGACUGCAGGAAUUUGAUGAAGAUAAGAGGAGAAACCACAGCAGAGGAACAAGAGAAUGAUGAUGAUGACUCCACAGCAGAGGAACAAGAGAGUGAUGAAGAUGAUGAUGAUUUUAUUCCCUCAGAUGUUCAUCAUGAGAGAGCAGGUGGAUGUGAUCUGCUGUAAAUCAGUAGGAACUGAUCUGUCCAUGCUGGAUAUUGAUGAUUUCAUCACAGAAAUCUCUCAGCUGAAGAAAGAGGUGACGUCACUGAAGACAAAACUGAUGGAGAGAGAACUGUAUUCAUCCUGCACCUGUUUUGAGCGAGUUAAAGUUGAGAUUGUAAGUAAGUUUCAAAUGAUGUGAUAUGACUGUGACUCUGUGAUGAUGAACGGUACAGAUGUGAUUGUGUUGUGUUUGUCAGGAGCUGGAAAAGGUUUCCUGUCAAUCU